Messenger RNA from Melospiza georgiana, 453 nucleotides. RefSeq names its product feather beta keratin-like. The record is from RefSeq and is a predicted model, not a curated record. Gene Ontology annotation, cellular component: intermediate filament. Gene Ontology annotation, molecular function: structural constituent of cytoskeleton. NCBI's taxonomy places the organism in Eukaryota, Metazoa, Chordata, Aves, Passeriformes, Passerellidae. The transcript is spliced from 2 exons. The coding region runs from base 1 to 453 and encodes 150 amino acids.
AUGCCCCAAGGUCAUGGGACAAGGCUGUCCCACCCCUCCAGAACCAGCAUAAAAGCCAGCCCAGAGCCUCUCUCCCUCACACACUUCUCCUCAAGGCUAACCUUCCUCAUCCUCUCUCUUCCAGGCACCCUCCACACCACACCCAUGGCCUGCUACAACCGCUGCAGUCCCUGCGGACCCACCCCGCUGGCCAACAGCUGCAACGAGCCCUGUGCCCUGCAAUGCCAGGAUUCCUGCGUCAUCAUCGACCCUUCCCCUGUGAUGGUCACCCUGCCAGGACCCAUCAUGACCUCCUUCCCCCAGAACACCGCCGUUGGAUCCACCUCCUCCGCUGCCGUGGGCACUGAGCUCAGUGUGCAGGGACAGCCCAUCUCUGGCGGAUUUGGCUUUGGCCUUGGCUACGGCCUGGGAGGCCUGGGCUGCUAUGGCAGAAGGGGCGGCUACAUCUCCUAA